Molecule: messenger RNA, 11755 nt
Organism: Paramuricea clavata
Lineage: Eukaryota; Metazoa; Cnidaria; Anthozoa; Malacalcyonacea; Plexauridae
Source: the annotation of a GenBank genome assembly
GCGAUAUUGCAGGUAUUAUAUAUAGACUGGUAUUACAUAUCUUAUACAGAGACUAAUACUGGACGUGUACUACAUCAGCUUAAAGCCUUGCGAGUCUAUUCCUCUUGUGACACAGACAGUAAUUUGACAAGCAAAAGUCAGAAGCAGGCACAGAUAUAUCAAAAUGGUAAGAAAAAUAAGUACUUAGUUGAAUGCUUUUAUAGCAAAUAAUGAAUAUGUAGGAAUGUUUGUCAAAAAGUAAGUCAGUACAGGAAUUUUUUUAUAUAGUGAUAUUUUACAUGACAAUCAUUAUGUUGGUUAUUACAAAUGAUUUUGACUAACGCCAGACGAUUUUUCUUGGCAUUGGGAAAGUUGUGACGUGGGUUGAGUAAUUCUUUGAAAAUAUAUAAAAGUGUAAAUAAUUGUCGUUGCAAUCGUAUGAACUUAUAGCACAGGAUUUCCUGAAUAUAAGCGCAUGCAUUUAUUCCAUUGAUAAAGGUCAUAAAGGGACAAGCCGAUUCGCUUGUUAUAAUGCGUCGUUCUACAUACGACAUGUAUCAAAGGUAUCAAUGAAAAUUGUGCUGAAGACUGCUGAAGCUACCAGACUUUAGGUAAUUGACCACAUAAUCUUAAACCGGUUAAUCAAGGUGUCUUAAGGUGGCUCACACUGACAUUUCUGCCGGCCUAUGGCUUGCCCAAUUGUGAAAUAUGUAUACCAAACUAACCAAAGCCAAUGGGAAUGAACCAACAGAAAAAAUAGGUUAUUUGAUAUUUGAGUGUAUUAUGUAUUAUAUAUGAUGUCUACCAGAGCUGAACGGAAGGAGGAAUCUCACAAUAAAGAAAACUAUGCAGAGUUUUGUAAUUUGUGUAAACAUUGAUUAGCCAUGCCAUCACAUUCCUGCUAGAAAUUCGUAGUAAAGAUUUUGACUUUAAAAACCAUAACCGCUGAUCUGGAUGUAUAAGCCGGUGAACGAGAAACUCGAUAACCGCGCCUGCUAUAAUCUGUGAAAAUUUGUUUCUUGUAUGUUUUUAUCCAUAUAUCAGACUAUAUAGCAGUAUGGAACUUACCGGUGCAUAUUUUAAAUGUUUUACAGCGCAGUGUGGGUGAGUGGUAAGGUGACCCAUACUCAACCCUAACCUUCCCUUUGAGUGGCCCACACUGGUGAGAUUUAGGUCACUCAGGGUACGGGUUACGACCCAGUCUGAACCACCAAAUGCCCCCCCCCCCCACGCAUAUAUGUUAAAACUUAAAAUAUGUUUUGAAUGUUACGCAGCACAUUUCUUUAUACUGCGGUAAAUCAUGCAUGCAAUGUCAUUGCCAGGCUUUAUCGGGUCUUAUACGCACAUUUUCGCCCUAGUAAAUUAUAUUAGACUAAACAAAUAAUAUAGCACACUUUCAAAGCUAAUAACUAUAUGGGUGGUAGUAUAGAGAUAGGUUAUCAUUUUAUCAUUCGUUGAUUCAUGGAUAACGCUAGAAAGCCUGUGCGGCAUGAUUGAGAUAAAUUAAAUAUAUAACACAUCAUUGUCUUUCACACAAUGUCGACCAUCAGGACGUCUUCAACGAUGCAGUCAUCAAGAUUAACAAUUCACAUGUGGAAUACGAUCAAAUGCGCUUCACAUCAAGUAUUACCGACGCUUACUUAAUUAUAUACUUAGCCUAGACUAUUUGAUCUUUACAACAAUUGUGAUAUUACUUUCUUAACUGUGUUUACUCCUAACCUGCCCUGUCAACUUUCCCUGUGGGAGGAAGCUGGAGCACCUCACGAUUUUUUUAAAUGUCUGCGUGAGUCAGCGUGACUGACGAAGACAGACAGUCAUACUAAUCAUAUGUAGCAAGAAUCGAGCCCACGAAUUCAGGGGCGCUUGCUAUGACAUCUGCGCCACUGAAGCUCUUUAUGAGAAUGAAUGCGAGACAGAAAAUAAUUAAGAUAAUUGCUACAAUGGAGAGAUAAUAGAAGAAUAAGAGAAUCAGAAUAAUUUACAACAUCUGUCAUGACCAAUUUUUCUCCAGGUCAACUUAGGAACAGUUACGUAAUUAUUGAUAUGGCAAUAUGUCAGAUACUUCCAUUCACUGGAGGAUCAAGGUUGACCAAUUUUUAGCUAUAUAUAUAUAACAGUAGUUUUUACAAUCAUGAAAACUUGAUUCAGCCAUUACAAAUUGAACAUCAACUCAACAAAAGGGCGGGAAUAUGUUCAUAAAGUUCACAGCAGCAAUAUUUUGUUAAGUUAAUUCACCGCGAUUGUUCUCAUUCCCCGCAGGGUGAUAAUAAGGGAUAUACUGGAACAUUCAUACUGUGAAUGACAUUGAUCCAUUGCUUAUUUAAACAGUUUGAACGUGAAUUGAACUGGUAAAUAAAGCUCAAACCAAAUUAAUGAAAUUCAUCACUAAGUCUUGCAAACAUAGAGCGUGAAUAAAGCAAUGGAGCCCCAACGCAAACCAGACAAUGCCUGGGUGCAGCCUGAACGAAAUUAUAGUUUGAAUUCACAAAACAUGAAUAUAAGCUUUCUUGGUAUAAGAUCUUUAGUUAUCAGCCACAAUACGAGUUAAACGUACCGCUGUUAAGGCCAAUUGUGGUAAUCAGCACUCCACAAUUAUAAGGGCCCGUUUACAUUUGCGACUUUUGUUGCGAUCUCUACUGAGAUUUUCUACACCUCUGAGUAUAUGUACCCUCGUCUGAGCAUUCAUAACUCAUCCAGUCGUUGACAUCCAUCAUCAAAAGAAAAUCGCAACAAAAUAUUGCAAGUGUAAACGGGCGUUAAGGAAGUAACGACGAAACAAAUGUAUACACUUGAGUCUCGAGUAGCGGCAAUCUCUCUUAAUAUCGAUGUACCUCGUUCCUUGAUCUAGUGGUUCCAUGUCUAGCAAGGGUGCACUUCAUUAGCCACUUGCGCGAUAUUAGCUCGAUGCAUGGAGGUGUGAAGAUUGUGUGAUAAACAUUCCAAUAUUGUUGAAGGAUUUGGUCGAUGGAAUUCGAGUGGAAUUCUGUAAAUGUAUGAAAUUCACACUCGAGAUUUCCAUAAAAAAAAUCCUUCAACAAUUUGUUAUAUCAGGAAGUGUAGAUUAAGAUCCUACGACAAUGUUCAAUAAAUUACCGCAGUUUUUGUCCCAACUAUACCGGCAUGAAAAAACCAUUUCAACAUUUAUUUAUUUAUUUACUUUGCCAUCAUACUUAUACAUUCAUUGGCUGGGAAACCACAACAGCUAUUGCCAUGAAUUACAGCGGCCCCAAUAGUUAUGCAGAAACAAGUUACAAGGUAUACUAAACACACACAAUAAACAAUACUUGAACAACAGUCAUUACAUUUGUCUAAAAGCAGCAUGUCAAUGGAGAGUUCGUUAAAUUUCGAGCGGAAUUACAUUUCAUACACACACUUUUCCAUGUAUGGGGAUCCUCAACAUCGUAUGUAUUUUCUAAUGCUAAAAUAUAGUACUUAAAAAGAAGAUUCUUGAAUUCUGAAAAUGUUGAAUUGUUCUGAAUUUGUUUGCAACGAACCAUCUGACAACUAGCUAAAAGAAUCGCUUCGAUCAAACAACGAAAUAGAUAAUUCUUACAAUCUCAGAAAUAGAGAAACUGACUUAGCACUUCCUAUGCCAACGAAAGAAUUCGGCAAGAGGUGCUUUAACUAUAAUGGGGCCUCACUGUGGAAUAAUCUUCCCCAGGAUGCAAAAAAUUCAGAAUCGUUAAGCUCUUUCAACUGAAACAAUUUUAAAUCAGAGAAUUUGUUGAACCUGGCUCAUUAAAAUAUAUUAACCUCUAAGCAGUACAACUGUGCUAUUAUUCAAUUGUUGCCAAUGUGUUUUAUCCUGUAAAUAGUUCUAAAUCACGCCCCUCGUGAAAAUCAGCUUGUAAUGUUGUUGAGACUAGCGUGAAUAAAUAAAGUUUGUAUGUAUGUAUGUAUGUAUAUGUAAACCGAAGAAUCUUCGAGAUUGGAAACGACACUGAACCCGCCUCUUGCUAUCACUUGAGAUAUUGUUAUUCUCUUAAGAAAUACUCACAAAAUAUUUAUUUUCUUUUAAAGGCAAUCCAAAUGCUACUAUUGCUGAUCUUCACUGUCAACUUCGACCAAAUACAGUCAACGGAUACUGAAGGUACUGAUCUUUCGAGAACCUCUAGGUUGUGAGAGCCUAUUAUGACCCCAUGAUUCAAUCUUUCGAGAACCUCUGGGUUGUGAGAGCCUAUUUUGAUCCCACGAUUCAAUCUUUCGAGAACCUCUGGGUUGUGAGAGCCUAUUUAGUUUUUGGACAUUGAAUCUCAUGGACAUUGAAUCUCAUGUCGAGAUAUUUGGCUACAGUUAUCGUUCAGGAACUACUGUGUUUUGACUUUUAAGAUCUAUAUAGAAUCACCCAGUAGUUCAGGCCUUGCUACACUCUCUGUUCAGGCCAAGGCUUGUAGAUUUUAUUUCCAUGGAGGUAGUCAAGGAUUUGUGAAGUAGUUAAUAAAUAACUCAGAAGCCACAUUCUGUUCAGGGCUUCAGGCCAUGCUUGUAGAUUUUAUUGGGAGGUAUAUCCAAGGAUUCUUGGAACUAUAGCUACUCCAGAUUUAGAAAGCUCCACUCCACAUGACUCUGCGUGGAACUUUAGGUUCAGGAUUAGAAAUGAGUCUGGCGUUAGGGCCAGGAUUAGGCAACUGGUAUAUACAAGGUUGAGGUGACGAUUAAACUUGUCAGAUGAAUAACGUUUACCGUAACUUUUACAUCUGAAAAUUUCUUCCUUCGGUAAUCACAACCAGGUAAAGCACGAGAUCGUCUCCAAUCUUCCAGUAUAUCGGCCAGAAAGUUUAUAACUAUAGACAUAUCUUUAUAUAUCGAGUUUUUAGACGCUCUCUGGUUUAUUUCAAAAGCUUUCGACUGCCAGAUUGCAGUCUUCAACGAUUGUUUAACAAUGCUAAGACAACCGUUGAAGACUUUAAAUGUUUAUAUAUAUUCUCUAGUAAUCACAAUCCUAAAGUACAAGGCUACGAGGUCUAUCCUGUCAGCCAUUCUAGUGUUGAUUAAAUAUCUUCUUCGUCUUAGUCAUCCAAACCAAAUCAGGCAAGGUACGAGGUCAAGUGAAAUCUAGCAGUAUACCAGGAGUCAAAGCUCAGGCGUUUCGCAAUAUUCCCUACGCUGAAGCUCCAGUUGGUCCAUUAAGAUUCGAAAAACCUCAAGCAAAAAAACCUUGGAACGGUAAUGUUGCAAUUUAACAUUAUUUGUUGCUAUUAUUAUAUAACGGAAUCAACGAUCAUUUUGAAUCGGUGAUACAGAGGGACAGGAGAAAAUAUUGCCUAGAAAAUAUAUUUCUCUUCUUGGCAGCAAAAUCGAAAAAUAAACAUUUCCCGAGUAAGUCAACUAUAAAACUUCCGGCAUAUGUAGAUUUCAGAGAACGUAUGCCGGUAAUGCACAUUGUGAUAAACCUCAUCUCGGCACAAGACAAUCUCGACUUGCAAAAUGCUUUUUAAACAAUAAGUAAAUGAUAUAGCAUUCCAGCAUAUAACAUGGUAAGAAUUUCCUGUGAAGAUAUUUUGUUAAAUUUCCAGGCAGCCGUGCUGUUGGACAUCUUCCAGAGCAGGAAGCGACCGUUUAUACAGAUGGUUAACUGAGUUGUAACAUGGUUUCUUUCAACCAUUUUUUAUCGUAGAGACCCGUAACUCAACAGAUGUCAACAUCGCAUGCUUUCAGAAAUAUAUCUCAGGAUAUAACUUAACAGAAGAUUGUUUGAUAUUGAACGUGUGGACACCAUAUCCAGCCCCUACGAAUGCGACUGUCAUGGUAAGAUCAUCAUUACGAUUACGACUAGCAUUUUAAAAGCGCAAAUUUUCAUGUGGAUAAUGUGGAUAAGAUCAAAUGGGCUUUACAAGUAUUAGCCAUUCCGAAGUUGAUGAGUGGACUGGGGACGAGUGUUAAAAAGUGCCCAUAUUAAGAAAUGAACCAAAUCACUAAAAAGACCACCUCAAAAUUAAUCAGUAUGCAAAGUUUGAAGACGUUUACAUGAAUAUCCUUCGAAUAAUAAGCUUUCGAAAACGUGAUAUUUACUAUGAAAUGUAUUGUAAUUUUUGUUUUGGGACGCGCGUCCCAAAAGCAAUCUUUUAAUCAGUAAUUUCACAAUUUUCGAAAGCUUAUUAUUCGAAGGAUAUUCAUGUAAACGUCUUCAAACUUUGUAUACUUAGUAAUUUUGAGGUGGUCUUUUUAGUUAUUUGGUUCAUUUCUUAAUUUGGGCACUUUUUAACACUCGUCUCCAGUCCUCUCAUCAACUUCGGAAUGGCUAAUUAUAUACGUUUACCUAAUUACAUAUACUGAGCUUAGAUUAUUUUAUCUUUACAACAAUUGUGAUAUUACUUUCCUAGCUAUGUUUAUCCUAACCCACCCUGUCAACUUUCCCUGUGGGAGGAAACCAGAGCACUGAAGAAAGCCCACGACUUUCGGCAGAGCGUUGACUCUAUUCCCAUGAGUCCGUAGGGAGAAUCAAACCCAGGACCUUAGAGGCGACAGGCGCGCGCUCUGACAACUGUGCCAGCGAAAAUGUCGUUUUUCCCUCAGAAUAUCGAUCUUCCAUUUCCUCUCCAGGUCUACAUUCAUGGUGGUUCGUUCAGAAGCAGUAGUUCAGGAGAGCAAAGACAUAACGGUGCCAAUUUUGUCGCGGUUGGUGACGUCAUUCUAGUAACUAUAAACUACAGAUUGUCCGCGCUGGGAUUUCUUAGUACUGGGGACGAAAGGAUUAAAGGUAGGAAAAGACUGCAAUAUAUUAGAAAGGCUCAGAAUUGACGGCCAUAAUAAUAAUUCUGGCCAUAGAAAUUUGGUCAUCCCCAGAGGGUUUUGUAGUUGGAAAGUGGAUGCGAACCUAACACCAGUUGCGAAAAAUGCAAAUGUAGAGUGUUUGGUGUUCCAAUUCAAAAGAAUUUUAAUUAGACUCUUUUGUCUGGAACACCACCAUGGCCGCCAUGGCUUUUGUUGAGUUGGUCGCCGGGGAAUGAGUACAAACGCUCUAUAGGUCCUCUGGCAGGAUUUGAACCAACCUCGUACCCAGGCUCUUUCCACUGGAAUUGAACCUGCGGCCCUGCGAUUCCGGUGAAGAGCUCUAACCUUGAGCUACAGACGCCAGUUGUCGAGUUCUAACCACAAGUUCAUGUUUAUAAAUAUUCCAGGAAAUCUUGGUCUGUAUGAUCAACGUCUGGCUAUGAAAUGGGUUAAAGAGAAUAUUGCUGCAUUUGGUGGAAACGCUAAGACAAUCACAUUAUUUGGACUAAGCGCUGGAGCAGCAAGUGUUUCAGCACACACACUAUCUCCAGAGAGCUGGCCUUACUUCGACCGCGUUAUACUACAGAGUGGAAAUAUGCUUACACCAUGGGCUCUUCUGACUGAGGUAAUCAGGGUUUCCAAUAGAGUUUUUGAAAGAUGUAGGCGGGUGCCCGGCGGUCCAAGGGCGUCUCCCUGUGAAGAUUGUAAACCAGCACAUGUAACCACGCUUGUCUUUCAAGCUGGGAGACCUGGGUUCAAUCCUUGGUCUGACCUCUACUCAAGGUUUUAAAAUAAUUGAGGAAACUAACUUUACAUUAACAUCAGUAAAUGAUUUUGGAAUGAGCUCCCUCACUCUAUAAAGCAUGCAUCCAGUCUCACCGAAUUCAUAAACCUCCUCUUCGUCAUUACAGAAAUAAGCUAGCUUUGUAAUGUCCACCGUAAACUACUCUUGUGUAUUGUGUUCACAAGGUAUUUUAUAUUUUUGUAGUAUAUAAAGAGGGAGGAUUGUCAAUUGGGACGUUAGUCCUGUUGUCCUCUCCUGUCACUCCGUGUUAUCGUUAGUUUAGGUGUUGCAUGCAAGUCUUGUAUUUAUUCGUAAUUUGCAAUUUGUAAUGAAUGUGACAUAUUCAUUAAACUAAACUAGUUCAUUAGACUUUCGCGUCUUCGGCUCCGAUAAGGACGUUAAAAUCGUAGAUACCUCAGAUCCCCUAUCAAUAGACCUUUCCCCUUUUAAGUGAAAUUUUGAUCUGGACAAGUCUGGACAAAAAUUGCAUCACUGCUUGAAAGAGCAUCACAAAAUUAGUAAUAUUCCGAAGUUUCGUUGCAAAAUGUUGUAAAAUGCGGAUAAUAUAGCCUUGCGAAGUUUGCCGUUUUUCAGUCAUUUUGUAUUACAAACAGGAAAUUGAUAAUCAGUUUGAUCAAACUGAUGCAAAAUGUUAGAUUGUAAUGCAAAAUGACUGAAAAACGGCAAACUUCGCAAGGCUAUAUUAUCCGCAUUUUACAACAUUUCGCAACGAAACUUCGGAAUAUUACUAAUUUUGUGAUGCUCUUUCAAGCUGUGAUGAAAUUUUUGUCCAGACUUGUCUAGAUCAAAAUUUCACUUAAAAGGGGAAAGGUCUAUUGGGACACUCCGUCUUUGAAAUGUCAUCGUUAGUUUAGGUGUUGCAUGCAAGUCCUGUAUUUAUUCGUAAUUUGUAAUGAAUGUGUUAAACUAAACUAGUUCAUUAAACUAUUAGACUUUCGAGUCUUCUCGGAUAAUGACGUCAAAAUAGGCACCUCGGAUCCCCUAUCAAUUGGGCAAUCUGUUGGGAAAUCCGCUGACCAACGAGUGAGAAAAUCAGUAAACAUUUAUCAGGUCUGCCAUACGGCAUUAAAUAAAUUGUCUUGUCUUUUAGGCUGACAGAAAAAGGGUGGCCGACAAUUUUUUGAAGGCAGUAAACUGUAACAAUGAUGAACGUGUAUUAGAAUGUCUGAAGACCAAUGUCACGAAAGAAACGUUGGAAAAAAUCUACAAAACCAAACCAUUUCCCUUAGAGAAGCUCCAAUUCUCGCCUGUAGUGGACCGUGAGUUUCUUAAAGACCAUCCACUUAAACUAUUCAGAUCAGGGCAAGUGAAAAACUCCAGAAUAUUGCUAGGAGUGAUGAAAGACGAAGGGUACUUCGUGUAUGAUACGAUACUAUGGCAGACUAGAGACAUCGCCACUAUCACUCAACAGUUCAAAAACAGCGUGAGGACACAGUAUAAAAACAUGACCGCAGUUGCUGAAUACGCAAUACAGCUCUAUACACCCGAGUGUACGCCGACAUUUAUCGAAGCAUUCCGACCACUAGUUGAUAUAGCGUCAGAUAUUUUAUUCACUUGUGCGACAAGACUAGAGGCAAUUCUGAGAUCCACGAUGAUGCAGGAAGUUUAUCUCUACCGGUAUUCUUACCCUACUCCUGUACCAAAUAGUGCAUAUCCCAUGGGGCAGUUGGGUUUUGCUGCCCAUGGUGCAGAUUUUUUGGUAAGUUUAGCACGACAUUGUGACAGCCUUAGAUUCUUGUUUUAAGUAGUUCAUGUUUUGCUCCUCUAUACUUUGGUCCUGUAAAGCUCACAAGCCUCAUCGCUCGACUCCAUCCACGGGAAUUGGAAGCCAAUAUAAGUUUUCAUUACGACUUAACGCUAAUAUGUGCAGAUAGAUUCUCCUUUUGUCAUGUUGAAACGUGUUAACUACUUGGGAACUUACCACGGGCAUCAGUUUAAUGUUCAUGUGGUGUGAUGCUUGUUUAUUGGUGGUGCAAAUGUUUUAUAAAGCUCACUUUAGCUGGACAACAUUAUAUAUUAUUUAACCGCGAAAAACAUCUGGCAGCAAACAUUUGCGCCGCUGACGUUUCCCGCCGGCUAAUUGUGAUAAUACUGAAAGACUUAGGGCUAAGUGAUCUCGAACUUUUCCUUAUCAAUAUUUGUGAGCUCCUACGCUUCCUCUAGUCCUUUUCAACACAAAGAACCCAUUGCAAUUUCCAAUUUCGUUUGUUUUUUAGUCUUCGUUUGGUCUUACAAUAAACCACCCCACUUUCCCUGCCGAAGAUCAGAUUUUGUCAAUGAGGGUGAUACUAUAUUGGACAAACUUUGCAAAAACUGGGUAAGUCAUAUGUAGGAAAAAUCACUCAGUUCAAGAUGACAAUACUAAUUCAGGAAGUGACAAGGUUAAAGACAGCGAGAACGUGUGUUAGGGUAAGGUUAAGGUUACAGAACACCCUUUUUGGCGUUUUGCGGAAAAUCGCUACUGCGCGCUCAAUAUCAGUCCGAUUUUAAUCAAAUUUUCACCAAACGUUCGCCAGUGCAUGCAAAAUAUGGUAAGUUGUAAAAUUAACAAACAAUAAAAUAAUGUAAGUAUUAUUCAGGAAAAUCUUAAAUCGCGGUACCGUUACGCUUUUGAGUUAUGUUCCUGCUGGUUUUAAGAUAUAUUUAUGAAAAUAUCAUUUUUAUACAGUAAAAUAGUUGUUCUAAAAAGUUGUGUUCGGAAAUUUUUGUUUAUUUCGUCAUUCCGCUGAUAUGGCGAUUUCUUUGACGACUGCGAUAUAUUUCCGAAUUGUUUGAGUGAAUUGCUCUUUAUUAUUAAAAUAUCCAAAAUUAAAAAAAAGCCGAACACAAUUUCGAAACUGACGUCUUUAGCUAUGUCCUGUGAAAAUUUGAGAAAAAUUGGUUAAAACCAGCAGGAGAAGAACUCGUUUGAAAAUCAGUAAUUACCGUAAAAUUGUUCGGGAGAAAAUUGAAUUUGAAUAUUACAUUUUCAGUGUUUUUUCUUAUUGCAGCGAAAUGUAUUUUAUUAAAAAAUAACUCUGCGAGUUUUCAACAUUUUUCGUUCAAACUUGGUCAGGUAGUAGAACUAGUCUAAUGCUUUCAUGGAAACCAAUAAAAAUUUUUUAGGCAAAUUAACACUCAAAGGUGUUCUGUAACCUUAACUAUACGUAUAGCAUAGCAUAUUACAAGGGCUUUCAGAAUUAUUCUGAGCAGGUGGCUGUGUUGAUAAAGUAGGUGCUGUGAGGAGCGGUCUAAGGAGUCUUAAUGCAUCCACAUUUACUAGACAUAAGUGUAUAUUGAUUAUUACACAACUGAGCUCUGGAAACAAAUUAUAAUAUAUACCACUACUGUCAUUCUUCAACAAGGUAACUUCAAGAUUUAAGAUGGCAAAUGUCGUUUUCGAAAACAACCAGGCCAUAAAGUAGACCAGGUUGAGGAAAAUUGCUAGUGGAGGAAGGAGAGUAGAAUUGAUAUUUCAUGUACUAAACAAAAUAAGUGGCGGUGAACCGGCUUAUUUUGAAAUCCCUGCAUGGUUUACGGCACAUCAACAAACUCCUAAUUUUCAAAUUGAAACUGAAUGCAUGUUGCAACCUUAUACAUAAGCCUGCGACUAAUUCUCUUUCUCACAGAAAUCCAAACUCAGGGAACACAAUGCUACCACUGGUCCUAAACAACGUAAGCUCAUUACCAACAUGGCCGCCACAUACCAGCAGCAAGGAAGAAUAUCUGGACAUGCGCAGUCUAUCUCAGAUGGUUGUUGGAACAAAAUUACGGGAAAAGUAUUGCGAAUUCUUGAUGGACCCUGCAGGAGUGAUUAUGAGAACUAGCACCAAUACAGCAUCCAGGAACUUUGGACAUCUCUUGUUAUUUGGGAUCGCAUUAUUGUACACCAUUUUUUAACCAUAGAUUGUUUAGUAUAAAAAUAUCGUAUGGUAAAUGAUCACUUCUCUUCCUCUAUCUAUCUAGUUCUACAUCUUCUAUUGCUUAGAGAUGCAACAUUUUAUAAACACGAGAAUCUUAGUUAGUAUAGAUAAGCAGAUAAUGACUGCAAAAACGCGGCUUGGUAAAUUUUUCUACACAUCUCUUAUUUAUAGGGUUAAGUUAGGUUAGCCUACAUCAGCACGUACGGACUUGCUACAAAUUCUUAAAGUAUUUGUAUCAGUAAGAAAUCACAAGGAGGAUACAAUAUUGCACAUCAUGUUUAUAAUAUUUAUAACUCAUAAAACCAAUAAUAAAUAAUGUCCUAUUUGCAAUUUGAAUAAAUUUCUAUAUAGCCUA